AUGUGGGGGAUAGCAGUGAAAAGAAGAGCAGUAAAAAAGGGGAAGGAACGUGACGAUGGAUCAACGCCUCGUUCUGAUGAAAGAGAUAGGCCGAAGAGAUGACAGAGACCGUGAUAGCAGACGAAGGCGCGACGAUGAUACCGACGACAGGCGAGAGAGCAAGAGUAAAAAAAGAGACCGUUCUCCACCUGAACGAGAAGUGGGACCGCGGCAAGGAAAGGCGACGCAGUCGAGAAAGAGAGACGUAUUCGGAUCGUAGACGUCGAGAAAAAGCAAAAUAUGAACCGGAUUACAGAACCAAAAAGGUAGACAAGGUCCCGUGGCUCGAGAACGUGGACCUGGAUAGUUGUAUCAAUGUCGCUGAAGUUUUGCAACGAGAAGUAGAGGCAUUCACCAAAUGGAUAUCACCGACACCAGUAGAAGACGAGAUCCGUGGCCUUGUUGUGGCACAUAUCAAACAAGCAGUCGCUGCAUCGUUUAGAGACGCCCAAGUUCUUCCCUUCGGAAGCUACGCGACCAAGCUGUAUCUACCCACUGGGGACAUUGACCUCGUUAUUCUCUCCGAUUCCAUGGCAUAUAGCAACAAAGUUGCCGUCCUUCACUCUCUCGCUGCAACCCUGAAACGAGCCAAUAUAACUGACCGAGUUAGCAUCAUCGCCAAGGCGCGCGUCCCUAUUGUCAAAUUCGUCACGAAGCUUGGCAUGUUCCACGUUGAUAUUAGUAUAAAUCAAGGCAACGGUCUAGUCGGCGUAGAUAUCAUCAAUGGCUUCCUACGCGACAUGCAUGGACGGGAUUGCAUGGCACUGCGCGGUCUCGUACUCAUCACGAAGAUGUUCCUUGCACAACGAGGCAUGAACGAAGUGUAUACAGGCGGACUGGGCAGCUACGCCAUCGUCUGUUUGGUUGUCAGCUUCUUGCAGAUGCACCCCAAGAUUCGAAGAGGAGAAAUCGACGUCGACGCCAACAUGGGCGUUUUGGUCAUGGAGUUUUUCGAGUUAUAUGGGUGCUAUUUCAACUUCAAUGAUGUCGGGAUCUCGGUGAGGGACGGUGGGACGUAUUAUAAUAAAAGGCAGAGGGGAUGGUACAAUGAUUCGAAAGGACUGCUCCUGUCCAUUGAAGAUCCUGCCGACCCUUCCAAUGAUAUAUCGACCGGUUCGUUCGCUUUCCAUAAAGUCAAGACAACCUUUGCCGGCGCUUUCAACAUCCUGGCCUCUGCUGCGUACCUAAAGGCUGGCAUCAUCAACUCUCGACGAUCAGGAAACGCGGUGCACUUGCGGGAUAGGUAUGAUCCGGCGGAUCUGAGCGUCUUGUCAGCUAUCCUGAGCAUAACGCAGGAGACUAUAAAUCAUAGAAAAGUGGUACAGGAAGUAUACGAUUCUGGGGAUUUACACAGAAUGGUUGGACAGAAACCACUUCCCCAAGUGUUCUAUGGACGCUCCGAGUCAAACGGAAUCAAGAAUGACGGUGAUUCGUCGAAAAAUAAGCACGAGAUGGACAUGGAACUGGGUACGGACUCGGAACAUGAGAGGGAGAGCAAGAAACGUCGGCGAGAUGAGGACGAGUCUGAUGGAGGGAGAUAUAACAUCGGGAAGGAGCCGCCGAAGAAACGCAGACGCAAGGGAACCUCGGCUGAUUUCCGGGGGCCCUUUACAACAGACGAGGAUAGCCUUGCGGAAGAAGAGGAUGAAUACGCCAGUGACUCCUCGAACCGCCCUGUCGAUAAAGAAUCGAUACGCAAAGCCGAUACCGAGGAACGCAACCGCAAGCAAUCGUAUUGGCUAUCCAAGGGCAUUGGGCCCGGCGAUGUUGAAGACAGUGAUAAUUGAACUACCUCUUGUUACCUUUGUUAGAAUAUUGGAUCCAUGAUACUCCUUAUAGCUGCUUUCUUUGCUCGUUCGUCGUGUUUUGCUUUUGCUUCGUUGUCGACUUGCUCUGUGAUAGAUACUAUCCUAGUCAAAACUUCGUCCACUCUGAGAACAGUCAUUCUAAAAUAGUGAUCAAGAUCAAAUGAUAACAAAAUCUUUUGAAGUGCUUGGGUUAUAUUCCU
Messenger RNA from Desarmillaria tabescens, 2047 nucleotides. RefSeq lists its product as uncharacterized. Bases 99 to 1826 code for a protein of 575 amino acids. The transcript has 6 exons. Lineage: Eukaryota; Fungi; Basidiomycota; Agaricomycetes; Agaricales; Physalacriaceae. Gene Ontology annotation, cellular component: nucleolus; TRAMP complex. Gene Ontology annotation, biological process: RNA 3'-end processing. The record is from RefSeq and is a predicted model, not a curated record. Gene Ontology annotation, molecular function: poly(A) RNA polymerase activity; mRNA binding.